AAGCGUAAAUUCGCGAAUUUCCAGGGAUCCGUUUAACCCGGGUUUCCUUGCCCGGGAUUGUCGCUGUAUCGAUUCAUCCAAAACAAAUCACACGAUAAUAUAAAUCCUCGCUCGACAAGGACUUACAACACCAGUAGCUCAAGUCGGCCAGACAGUGAUCGGUGAGAGAGAGAGAGGCGAUUCUAGGGUUAAUAUUGUUGCAGGUGUAGAAAGCCAUACGAGCAGAAGAAAUAGCUUGAAAUUAGCUAUGAAAUUUCAUUGUCGAAUCGUGUAGAACAAGAUAUGCCGGGGAUUCCAUUGGUGGCUCGUGAAACCUCCUCAAUCAGCGAUCAGAUGUGCCGUGAAGAAUCUCGGUUGCAUUUAUCUGAAGAAGAGGAGAUUGCAGCAGAAGAGAGUCUCUCGAUUUAUUGCAAACCUGUGGAACUCUAUAAUAUUCUUCAACGACGGGCUGUGAAAAACCCCUUGUUUCUUCAAAGAUGUUUGCGUUAUAAAAUACAGGCAAAGCACAAAAGGAGGAUACAAAUGGCAAUUUCCCUGUCCUGGAAUCUGAAUGAAGGUGUACAGUCUCAUUGUCUCUUUCCUUUGUACAUUCUCUUAGCAAGACUAGUUUCUGGCACUGGAGUUAUGGAGCAUGCAGCAGUAUAUCGCUUUAGUCGAGCAUGUCUGUUGACCAGUUUCACUGGAGCUGAGGGAAGCUCUCAAGCUCAGGCAAAUUUUGUUCUUCCUGAGAUUAAUAAGCUGGCAUUGGAGGCCAAAACUGGCUCACUUGCUGUAUUGCUAGUUAGUUUUGCUGGAGUCCAAAGCUCUCAGUGUGGAUUCAACUUAGCCAACAGUCCGUUGGAAAAUAUUGGAGGACAUUGCCUACUGGGGAAGAUACCAUUGCAUUCAAUCUGUACGUUAUGGGAAAGGUCCCCAAAUAUGAAUCUGGGGCAGAGAGUGGACCUGAUAUCAUCUGUUGACAUGCACUCUUGCUUCUUGAAGUUGAGUUGUCUAGCUGAGGAUAAACGCAUUUCAAUCCAAAUUCCCUCUAAUUCUGCAGCUAUGGACAUAUCAAAGCAAGUGCAAAUCACCAUUUCUGCUGAGGAGGCUGGGGCAAAGGAAAAUUCCCCUUAUCUCUCAUACACUAGUAUUGACAUUUCUUCAUCGUCUAUGUCUCAUAUUAUGAGGUUGAGGGCUGGCAAUGUAGUCUUCAACUAUAGAUACUAUAAUAACAAGUUGCAAAAGACAGAAGUAACUGAAGACUUCUGCUGUCCAUUCUGCUUGGUAAAAUGUGCAAGCUUUAAGGGUCUGAGGUAUCACUUGCCUGCAUCGCAUGAUCUCUUCAAUUUUGAAUUUUGGGUUACUGAAGAAUAUCAAGCUGUAAAUGUAUUGGUGAAAACUGAUAAUUGCAGAUCUGAGAUGCUUGCAGAUGGUCUUGAUCCUAAGAACCAAACCUUUUCCUUUUGUUCUAAACGACUCAGACGUCAAAGACUGAGGAACAUAGCCCAAAAUCCCAAGUACGUAGAUUCCCUUGUCUUGGAGUCGAAUUCACAUGCAGGAGGCAGUGACCUUGUUGACAAGUCUAAUGGCGGAAAUGGUUUUCCAAAUGAUAGCACUUGUACCGUGGAUUGUGCAGAACAUGUUCCUUCAAGCUUACAUGUUGCUAGAGUUUGUGGUGCUGCAGUACAAUCUUAUCCCAAUCAUGAAUGUGGCCAAUCAAUAUCUGGACAAGGUCUUGGAUCCACUGGCAUGCUACAAUUUGCAAAGACCAGAAAAUUAUCUAUUGAACGGUCCGACUCAAGAAACCGUACUCUCCUGCACAAGCGACAGUUCUUCCACUCACAUAGAGCUCAGCCCAUGGCAAUAGAGCAAGUAAUGUCUGAGCGAGAUAGUGAGGAUGAAGUUGAUGACGACGUUGCAGAUUUUGAAGAUCGACGGUUGCUCGAUGAUUUUGUGGACGUGACCAAAGAUGAGAAGCAAAUGAUGCAUAUGUGGAACUCUUUUGUGAGGAAGCAGCGGGUGCUGGCAGAUGGUCAUAUUCCUUGGGCUUGUGAGGCAUUUUCGAGAUUGCAUGGUCGUGACCUUGUCCAAGCCCCAGCUGUGAUUUGGUGUUGGAGGUUGUUUAUGAUCAAACUAUGGAAUCACGGUCUCCUUGAUGCACGCUCUAUGGACAACUGUAAUAUUAUUCUUGGACAGUACCAAAAUCAAGAGUUGAAUUCAACUAGAAAGUAGAGGGUAAUUUUCCUUCCCUUCUCAUAUCAAAUAUGUGCUUGAUUUGAUAAGUGCAUUAGAUUAGCAGGCAUGAAGGUACAACACUUUUCUUCUUCUUUAGAAAGUUGCGACAUAUAUCCAAAAUUUUCAGAUAUGACAAUUUCUUUGGACCAACUCCAAAAUGAAUAUGUUCUCUCUUGGUCCAUCUUUAUAAAAUAGGUUGACCAUAGAUGUUGCAUUCAUGUUUAUAUUCAUCAGGAGAGCAGAUUAAGUUCCAAAUUCAUUUCUUUA
Molecule: messenger RNA, 2481 nt
Organism: Tripterygium wilfordii
Lineage: Eukaryota; Viridiplantae; Streptophyta; Magnoliopsida; Celastrales; Celastraceae
Product: polycomb group protein EMBRYONIC FLOWER 2
Exons: 21
Coding region: 283-2211 (642 amino acids)
Cellular component (GO): nucleus
Molecular function (GO): chromatin DNA binding
Source: RefSeq, a predicted model, not a curated record